Messenger RNA from Vanessa atalanta (red admiral), 682 nucleotides. RefSeq lists its product as uncharacterized. The record is from RefSeq and is a predicted model, not a curated record. The coding region runs from base 11 to 682 and encodes 223 amino acids. NCBI's taxonomy places the organism in Eukaryota, Metazoa, Arthropoda, Insecta, Lepidoptera, Nymphalidae. The transcript has 3 exons.
CUGAAUAACCAUGUUUUUCAAACUGUUGUGUCUCUAUUUGACGAUAAACGUUUGCAUCGCCGAGGAAAUGUUCGCGAGCCUGUACAAGGCCCUCGUGGCGAACCGUGUGACGGCAUGCGUGCAGGGACGCGACGCGCGCGCGUGUGCAGGCCUCGUGUGGAAGCAGCGCUGGGUGCUCACACAGGCUUCCUGUGUUCUCCCUUAUCCUUUUGCUUCUAUUUACGUGAAGAAAGGGGUUGUCGACUGUAGUCAAAAUAUUAAUACUCAAUCAUCGAUAGCAACCGGUGACUCAUGCACACAUCACUUAGUUGCGUUUUACAAGCAUCCAAUGUACCCGGAGCAGGACCUGGCAUUGCUUCAACUGGCCUGGCCGAUCACCUCCACAGAGCUUAUCGACAAUCGUACUAUCAGUGGCAAUAUAAUCAAUAAGCUGGAUGAUUGGUUGAAAAAUAUUAAUUUUACUGAAGCUAUACAGAUCAAAACAACAUGGGGUUAUAAAAGAAGCUAUCAUAAAAUGUACUCAACACCAAUGAGAAUGUUUCUGGUGACUGUAGUGUUACCGUCUACUUCCUUUAUAGUAUUAUUUUUGUUCGUUAUAUUCUUUACUGGUAAGAGCAGAGGUAAUAAAAUUCCAUACAGAAAUCUUAAAAAUAAUAACAACAAGGAAACUACAUAUGUAUAA